This is a messenger RNA of Caenorhabditis angaria, 376 nucleotides long. The record is from the annotation of a GenBank genome assembly. NCBI's taxonomy places the organism in Eukaryota, Metazoa, Nematoda, Chromadorea, Rhabditida, Rhabditidae.
AUGUGUUGUGAGGUGAGUUUGUGAAUUUUUUUGAAUAUUUCACAUUUUUUCUAAAACUUCGGAAAAUUUGCCUGAAUUUUUCUGCCGAAAAAUAAUAUCAGUAUUUUAUUGUAUUUUUUCCAGGAAAAUCAACACACCGUUUGCCGCGACGACUCUACGCCUUCAACACUGCCGACUCCACAACUUGGACCUCAACGACCUCAGCACAACGACUCUGCCGCAACCAACCCCCAGCACGCCGACUCCACCUCAGCGACCGGACAUCAAGAUCAGGUCGUUUAUUUUCAUUUUAUUUUCAUUCUAGGUUACCUUUCCUCUAGGUUUUCUCUGGUUUUUUUAAAAUUUUCAUUUGAAUUUAGUAGUAGAGGUUCUCUAG